AUGAAGUAUAUUCACAUGGAGCAGGGGGCUUUAGCCUAUGCUGAGUGGCUUGAUUUAUUUCAAUACUUUGAUGUCCGACACUUCCCUAUAUAUUGCUCUGAUCAUGCGCCGAUACUGUUGCGUACCACCAAGCCACAAGCAGAUGGGUGUGAUGCUAAGUUGUUUCGUACCUCUAAACUGACCUCUUGGGCCGAGUCUACUUUUGGUGCUCUGAAAGCUAGGAUAAAAGAAUCAGAAAGGAAGCUGAGGGCGACACAACGAUGCCCUCUAGAUCUGAAUAUGAGGAACAAUUACAGAGUGCUUUCAAAUGAGCUGGAUGAGCUACAUAGGAUGGAGGAAUCUUACUGGUAUAUGAGAUCGAGGGCAAAUGAAUUUAUAGAUGGUGAUAAAAAUUCUAAGCACUUCCACCACAAAGCUUGCUCAAGAAGAUGUCGAAAUUUGAUCAAGGGUUUAAACGAUGAGAAUGGGUGCUGGAAAACUAGUAAGUCGGACAUUGAACGGCUUAUCACUGCGUACUAUGAGAGCUUAUUCUCCACUAGCUCCCCCUCGGGUUUUGAUAAUGCAGUGGAUGGUUUGGGAGCAAUUGUGACCGCUGAUAUGAAUGACUUCCUGGAUACGGAACCUACGACGGAGGAAAUUCGUUCAGCUACCUUCCAAAUGCACCGUACAAAGGCCCCAGGUAUCGAUGGCUUUCAUGCUCUUUUUUAUCAAAAUUUUGGGAUAUUGUUGGUGAUGAUGUGGUUUGUCUUGUUAAACGAUGGUGGCGAGGUUUAUUCGAUAGGAAGUGUAUUAAUCAAACAUGUGUCUCCCUCUUCCCGAAGUGCAAGGAACCAAAAUCACUUAAAGAUUUUAGACUUAUUAGUUGCUGCAAUGUGA
Molecule: messenger RNA, 876 nt
Organism: Amaranthus tricolor (Joseph's coat)
Lineage: Eukaryota; Viridiplantae; Streptophyta; Magnoliopsida; Caryophyllales; Amaranthaceae
Exons: 2
Coding region: 1-876 (291 amino acids)
Source: RefSeq, a predicted model, not a curated record